AUGGCGCCGACGGGCGGCGCGCCGUCCUCGACGCCGAGCUCGGGCGCGCCCGGCGGGUUCCUGCGUCAGGCGCGGUUCCCGGGCGCGCCGGACCCCGCGAGCGCGGCCGCGCGCGCGCUCGGUCGCUCGCGGCCGACGACGAUGAGCGCGGGAGAAUCGAGCGCGGCGGGACCGGGAUCGGGGCACCCGCGCGACCCGCCCGCGCCCGCGCCCGCGCCCGCGCCCCCGAUCGCGUCCAUCACGACCGCUACUACCACGACGUCCGCCGUCGCCGCGAAGCCGAAGCCGCCGAAGCGCGACCGAUGCCUCGUCGAGCUCCUGCGCGAGUUGCUCGAGCGACGGCGGAUGCCCGCGAAGCUCGCGAACCGUCUUCCGAAGUGGAACGAGCCGCACUUCUGCUGCUCGGAGGACGACAAGGUGCGCGCGAAACACGCGGAGGCGCACACUGCUGACGCGCCCGACGGCGUGGACGCCGUCGUCGAGAUGCUGAAGAACGAGGCGAAGCCGUUCGCGGUCGUCGCGGAGGAGUUGGUCGCCGCAGCGAAAGAGGGAAGGAUCGCCAACGAGGAGUGCUUCGUCGACGAGGAGCCCGUGAAGCUGUCGUGCCCGAUAUCGUGCGCGCGCCUGGAGUGCCCGGGGAAAGGGCGCGACUGCAAGCACCUCGAGUGCUUCGACCUGCGGACGUUCGUGCGCGUGAACCUCAGAGCGCUGCGCGUGCUGAAGUACACGGAGUGCGUCGCGCCGGAUAAGAAGCCGACGUGCCACCGGUUUCACACGGAGAAGAAACCGCGCGGGGAGUGCGAGUACUGCCGCGCGUGGAGGUGCCCGCUGUGUCGCGUGCCGACGUCGAUCGCGGACUUGAGGUACGACGCGUUUGUCGCGAGGAUCUUGGCGCGAGAGCCGGAGGCGAAGCGCGUCACGGUGAAACACUCGACGGCGCAGUGGGUCGCGGUGGAAGAGGAGGAGGAGGACGGCGACGAGGACGAGAGCGAUUCCGGGGAGGGGCGAGGGCAGGGCGAGGGCGAGGGCGAGGACGGGCGGCGGCUGUCGUGGGCGGAGAAGUAUAUGGGCAAGGGGAAGGCGGAGGAGGAGGUGAUCAUCUUGGACUCGGACGACGAAAACCAAGACGACGGCGGCGGCGGCGGAAACGGGGGAAACGGCGGCGGAAACGGCGGCGGCGGCGGAAAUGGCGGCGGCGGCGGAAACGGCGGCGGAAAUGGCGGCGAACGCGCGAUCGCGAAGAAACCAACAAAACCGACGAACCCCCCGCCCGCGGACUCGCCCCCGUCCGCGCCGAAGCCCGCGAAGAAGACGACGACGGUCAGAGUAGACGAGAAGCUUCUGAGAGACGUCGCGACAGCGGUGGACGCGUUGUCGAGAAACGUCUUCAACGCGAACGAGUCCACGCGCAACGCGUGGAUCAUGACCGCGUUCGCGGAGGGCACCGCGACCGACGCGAUCGCGGACUUGCUGUCGCUCCUGAAGAAGUUCAAGGCCAUGGUCGAGAAGCUCACGAGGGACGAUUACGUCGAUUUCGUGGAGCGCGCCACGGAGACGGACGCGACGGCGAACAUCAACAAGUUUAAGGCGGAUCUGAAGAAAAACUGGACAGUGGGGCAUCAGCUCGAGCACUCGCCGCUGGCGGACGUCCUCACGACGGUCCGAACGCUGAUGAUGGAGGCGCAACGCAUUUGCAAGCAGAACAUCAUGCCGCCGGCGACGGCGGCGACGACGACGGGGAAGAGGAAGGAUAAAGAUACGGAGAAGGAGAAGGCGUCCGCCGCGGCGCCGGCGUCGAAGAAACGUCCCGCGGAGGAGCCGCCCGCGCCCCCCGCGGCGAAGAAACCGACGGCGGCGAAGAAGGCGAAGACGACAGCGGCGAAGACGGCGAAGUCGACGACGGCGGCCGCGGAGACCACCGCGGGACGCGUGACGAACGUCGCGAAGAAGAACGGCGCCGGCGGGGUGUGCUACGCGCACGGACACGGGCACUGCGAUUGGGACGGCGUCGGCGCGCUCAAGAUCCACCCGGACCUGCGCGUGCCGAUCUGCCAGGGGUGUUACCGGUUUUAUCACAAAGAGCCGUUCACGCGGGACGAGGACGGGAUCUUCGAGCACUGCAGAUGCUGCGCGGACGGCGGCGCGAGGAUGUACAUGUGCGACGCGUGUCCGCAAAUUUUCUGCGACAAGUGCGUGCUCAACUUGGGCGGUCCGCGGUACGUGAAGUCGAUGCACGAGUGCGACGUGUGGUCGUGUCUGAUGUGCGCGCCGCCGCCGGAGCUCGUCGCGAAGCAGGUGAAGACGUGA
Micromonas pusilla CCMP1545 is the source of this 2307-nucleotide messenger RNA. RefSeq lists its product as uncharacterized. Bases 1 to 2307 code for a protein of 768 amino acids. NCBI's taxonomy places the organism in Eukaryota, Viridiplantae, Chlorophyta, Mamiellophyceae, Mamiellales, Mamiellaceae. The transcript has a single exon. Gene Ontology annotation, molecular function: zinc ion binding. The record is from RefSeq and is a predicted model, not a curated record.